This is a messenger RNA of Cryptomeria japonica (Japanese cedar), 1363 nucleotides long. Its product is annotated as E3 ubiquitin-protein ligase RSL1. The transcript is spliced from 3 exons. The record is from RefSeq and is a predicted model, not a curated record. Gene Ontology annotation, cellular component: cytoplasm; ubiquitin ligase complex. Gene Ontology annotation, molecular function: ubiquitin protein ligase activity; zinc ion binding; ubiquitin conjugating enzyme binding. Lineage: Eukaryota; Viridiplantae; Streptophyta; Pinopsida; Cupressales; Cupressaceae. Bases 97 to 1152 code for a protein of 351 amino acids. Gene Ontology annotation, biological process: ubiquitin-dependent protein catabolic process; positive regulation of proteasomal ubiquitin-dependent protein catabolic process; protein polyubiquitination.
AGCAAGGCAUCCACAUUAAUUUUGAAGGGGCAUGGGUUCCGGGCAAAAGCUGUGUCAGCUUUCUUUCUUGCAUGAUUCUAGGUAGUAAUCAACAACAUGGCUUCUUACCCGCCUUCAAUUUCAAUUACAGAUGAUGAAGAUGAUGAAUAUGAUGCGGAGGAAGAAGAACAUAUAGAAGACGAAGAGAUUAAACAAGCUAUGGAAGCUUCUUUGGAUGAACAUGCCCAUCAACUUCAAUUGGAAGAAGUCAUUGCGUAUUCAGACGAAGUGUAUGCCUGGGAAUUGCAGCUUCAAGAGGCUCUAACUGCGUCAUCGAAUGGAUGUUCUUCUUCGUCAGCCCCAAUUGCAACCUCUUCACAACAAAUUCAAGAAUUGCAGGAAUACGAUGAUGAUAUCCAGGUUACAUGUGGCAAGCGACCCAGAAGCGAUAGUGUAUUGAUUUCCUCGCCCAAAAGGGCUAGGAUAGAGAAUGAAGUGAUCCCUUUAAUAUUAUGUGGGAUUUGCUUAGAAGCGAAACAGCCAUCUGAAAUUUUUGACAGGGAUGGUUGUUCUCACAAAUUUUGCCAUAACUGCAUAGCGCAACUUGUCCUCUCCAAGUUGAAGGAGAAACUUUUACCCAUAAGUUGCCCCGAGCCAAGUUGCAACCAGAAUUUGAGCCCUGAUGAGUGUGAACCUUUCGUUCCUUCUGAAACAUUUUAUUUGUGGCAUUCAGUAUUGGUGGAAGCUGAUAUUCCUGAGUGUCAGAGGUAUUAUUGCCCUUAUAAGGAUUGCUCUGAGCUCCUGUUGAAGGAUGUGCCUGAAGUCGGCAGCUCGACAGGGGCAGUGAUUAAGGGGUCAGUAUGCCCAAAGUGCAGAAGGAUGUUUUGUGCUCAAUGUGGGGUUCCCUGGCAUGCUGAUAUGGACUGCAAUGAGUAUCAGAGGUUGUCUCCUUCUGAGAGAGGGCAAGAUGAUUUAAAACUGAUGAAACUUGCAAAGGAGAAACAGUGGCAACGGUGCCCUAAAUGCAAGAGGAUGGUUGAAAGAGAAUCUGGAUGUACUCACAUGACUUGCAGAUGCAAUUUCCAGUUUUGUUAUAAAUGUGGAUCAGAAUGGAAGAAUGCUAGAGUACCAUGUACAUGCCCUGGGUGGACAGAAGACGAUGAAGAAGAUUAAGUUACGCAGGGGAUCUUAUUUACAUUUUAAGAUCUGAGACCUGAUAUUAUGCCCAAUUUUGCAAGAUAUAUUCAAAGAAAGCUAGUUUUGUUACUUGUUUGCAUUACAUUCUUGCUGGUAACAGAGGCAAUUAUAAAUUUCUAAGGACAAUAAUACUGAAUCAACUAUUAUGUUAUUUUACUAUAAAUAAAAAUAGUACACCAUUCUGUAA